AACUGCGAUGGUCUGUUCCGCGAUAGAUUGAUUCUUGGGCUAGUUACGUUUGGUCUUCCGAAGUCGCGCGUCUCGCAAUUGCAUCAUGUCCGGCAAGGUACGGUGGACUCUUUUGUUCGGUUUGGUUAUGUUGCAUUUUCGGUUUUCUCUGACGGAUGAAGUUACGUGCUCGCGAAUCGAUUUCGAUCAGGCUACGGUUACUUACCUUGCGCGGUGUUCAUUUUACCAAGAGUUCGAAUCGAAGCCUUACGCUGAAUCGGCCCAUUUCCAACCGUUUCGGAAGGAUGCCAAGUAUUAUCUCACCAAUCAAUGGGAGGGACUAACGUGCGGUGAAACCGUGGAAAGUUUUAGCUUGAACGAGGAAACUGAACUGAGAAUGAUUUAUAACCUUAUAUUGGAUAGUGGUGCAACCCUGGAGGUACGAGUCGUUGAUCUGGACCGACUGGACAGUGAAAACAAACCGACGGUAGUGAUACGCUGGAAAACCGAGCAAGCAACAUUGGGCUGGGGAUUAUUUCGGGAAAAGAUGGACAAAACAGUUAAAAGAGCUAAGAUUCAAAUCGAAGCUAACAUGAACGCCGGAAGUGAUGUCGCAAUAGAAUAUUUCACCAUAUUCAAUUUUGAAGUGGAAACUGACGAAUGCAAUUCAAUAGAUGAGUUCGCACCAACAACUACCACUUCUACUCCUUUACAAACAAUAACAACUACAACGACGGUGACGACAACAACUACAACACCAGCAACCACAACGACAACAUUAUCCUCGAGCACUUCAACAACAUCCACGGAAGUUCCAACAACUACCACUGAGUUCAGUACACUGGAGACAUCUUCCACGGUCGGAAUGUCAACGGCGUAUACUCAAAGGGAUGAAAGCACGACUACAUCAACGGAAGUCCCCACGACAACGACUACCGUAUCAUCCACGAUAGCAGAAUCAAGCACAACGGAAAUUUUCCCCGAAAUUGAGCCAAAUUCCAACGAAUGGGUUUGGAUUAUGUUGGCUGCACUGUUUGCUUGCUUAUUAUGUAUAGCAACUGCCAGCGCAGCUUACAUCUACGCCAUGAACAAGCACCUUCUAGAUCUGAAUACUAAGUUGAGGGAGCAUCGGUUACGGAGAGAUCAUUCUGGAUUGGAUCUUAGUCUACGGAAAGUUGAAGAAGGCGGCAAACGAAAGAUAAGAGCUGUGUGACGGUGGAUGUCUAAUAAAUCAUUUUGGAAAUUUAA
Aedes albopictus (Asian tiger mosquito) is the source of this 1227-nucleotide messenger RNA. RefSeq lists its product as uncharacterized. Bases 86 to 1192 code for a protein of 368 amino acids. The transcript has 2 exons. NCBI's taxonomy places the organism in Eukaryota, Metazoa, Arthropoda, Insecta, Diptera, Culicidae. The record is from RefSeq and is a predicted model, not a curated record.